This is a messenger RNA of Triticum aestivum (bread wheat), 2710 nucleotides long. Its product is annotated as F-box/FBD/LRR-repeat protein At1g78750. NCBI's taxonomy places the organism in Eukaryota, Viridiplantae, Streptophyta, Magnoliopsida, Poales, Poaceae. Gene Ontology annotation, molecular function: protein binding. The record is from RefSeq and is a predicted model, not a curated record. The transcript has 4 exons. Bases 271 to 1809 code for a protein of 512 amino acids.
CUAGCCAGCCCCCGUUUCCAGUCCAGUCCAUUCCGAGUUCCCUACCGGAGGACAAGCCAGCCAGCCACGCGCCGCCGCUGCUCAGCUGCUCGCCUGCCCCGCCUCCCCGCCGCCUGCUGCUCCCGCGCCGCGCGCCGCCGCUGCUCUCCCGCUCCGGCCCUUUCAACAGUCACUGACUCUCCCGCUCCGGCCCUUUCAACAUCCCACCAGCACAGUCGGCAGCAGCGCGAGCGAGCGAGCGAGUGAGUGCAGAGGGGACUGGGGAGGACAAUGUCGCUGGAAUCCGACGGCGCCGCCACCGCGAAGAGGCCGCGGCUGCCGGCAGAAGAUCCAUCCAUCCAUUUCGGCGCGGCGGUGGAGGCAGCCGACCGCAUCUCGGCGCUACCGGAGGCGAUGCAGCUGCACAUCCUGUCCUUGCUCCCGCUGCCGUCGGCAAUCCGCACGGGGGCGCUCUCCCGCGCCUGGCGCGACCUCUGGAAGCGCCGCUGGCAGGACGACGGCAACGCCGGCGCCUUCCUCCACCACCACAUCCGCCCCUGCUCCUCCCCGUCGUCAAAGAAACUGCUCGAGUGCCUCGAGCUGCGCCAAUCGCAGGGGCGGCGCGGCCGCCUCGACCGCUACUCGCUCGUCGCCGACAACCCCGCCAUGGGCGCCCGCCAGUUCGGCCGCUACCUCGACGCCGCCGCCCGCUUCGGCGUCGAGGACCUCCGCGUCGAGCUGCCGGAGAAGCCGCCCUCCCCGGCCACCCCAACAAAGGCCACCACCCUCCGCUUCCCCUUUCCGGCGGCGGCCGGCCCGGACCUCGCGCGCCUCUCGCUCCGCGGCAUUGGGGUCUCCGGCCUCCACAGCAGGGCCGCGCGACCGUGCUCCGCCCUCGAGGUCGUCCGCCUCCACUCGGUCCCCGUGGACGACAGGGGUUUGGCGAGGAUGCUGGCCCUGUGCCCUCGCCUCCGCGUCCUCGGCCUGCACUCCUGCUCGGCCCUCCGUCGAAUCGCCGUGACGGCAGCGACGGGGCGCAAACUGAGGAGCGUCACCAUCGCAGGGUGCGGCUGGCUCAUCGAGGUGGACGUCGCGGCGGUUUCUAGCCUCCGGUCGUUUCGCUACACCGGCGGUUUCCUCUCGUCAUUCUAUCUCCCGGACAGCGCCUCAUUUGCCGACCUCUACAUCUGCUUCGACGCCCAGAGAAGCUGCAAUGUCCGCAUCUGCCAAAAGGUGUUCAGCCACUGGUUCGAAAGCCGUGUAUGCUGGAAACUCACUGCCCUCACCAUCUGCAGCAAUGUCCUCUUUGUUGUGUCUUCCUUGCCCAAUGGAAUCUCACAUGCCGAAUCGGCCAAGAUUGGCGGCGACUUCUUUCGAAGCAUGACUGAACUACAACUGCUUAUGUUAGAUAUGAAGGCCCCUGAGCUUGCGAACAUCUAUGUGUUCCUAAAGAACAGCCACUGUUGUAAUCUGGAGAGGCUUUUCGUGCAGCUCCCUAGCAUCCCCAGUGGGCCCUUGGUGGAUGCAUCUGACCAUGUGCGGGUAGAGCCGCCCGAGGAUGUUUUGGAAAACCUUAAGGUGGUAAAGAUUACAAACUUCAACUGGAACCGCAUUGAGCUGCAGCUAGUGUGCUUUUUGUUGAGGAAAGCUAGCUCUCUCCAUAAACUUCUACUAGUUACUCCCAGUUUGGUUCCAUUGGAUGUGACUGGUAUUCAGAAGGCAGAUCUCUUACUUGUUGGAGAAGCUGUGGCAAAUGGAAAAAUAAUUCUCAGCAAGUUGGACGAUGCUGCAACCCAGCCAUUUCAUUCAGAUGUCUUUGCCGAAGUUUAGUUGCCAGUCACAAGUCCAAUUAUGGCCCUAUAGCUUGUUAUAUUGUAGCACCAGGCCUGCCUUUUGACUGCUGUGGCAUGUUAAGGAUCAGCAUAUGAUAUUGAUGCAUUAGGCUAUCAAUGAGGCAACCCAUCAUGCUGAUUUGUAUGCAACAAGUAUUGAAGGGGAUAUAAUGUCCUGCUAGAUAUAUUAUAAUGUUAUUCGUGUUUAUAAAACUCAAGCCUGCCCUCGAGUCAGGGGCGGUUUCCAUUUCUAUGCAAAGUUCUGCAACUGCAAGUGUUAAUUUUAUGUCAUUGCCAUGAAAUUUCUUAUGAUCUCGUUACAGAUGUAUUGCUAAGGGUUUGUGUGGCGUCCUGCAAUUAGGCCAUCUGGCUUGGUUAGACUUGAAGUCAAAAUCCCUGUUUACAGUAUGUUUAUCUUCUUUUUCGACAAAGAGUAUGUUUAUCUUCUCUAUGCCUUUUUGUAGGGUUAACAUAUGAGAUUUUCAGGUUUCCAGUAACCACAGGAUGAACGGAGUUUGUCUUGCGUACAGACUUCCCUGAUCAUUCUGAUUUCAUUCCCCGUGGAGGAUCAAUAUGUACAACUGUCUGCUUUGUUUCAGCUGAAGGGACAAUGUGUAAGCCUAGUAAUAUUUCCAAGAAUUGCAUAACAUGUCGUAUAAGAUGGGAGAAAAUCAAGGUACCGUGUAAACAACGAACAUGAUUUUCUCUCUUGCCAAGAAAGUAUCAAAUGCUUUCAAUGUCUUGUAAUGUCGAUUUAGAUUGUCCUUGAUGCUUGCUAUGUGGUUCCAAAUUUAUCAGCUUUGCUUCGAGUUACCGUUUCCUCACUGAACUUUAUGUGCUAUGUCUAUUGUGACUUGUUUCCCUGGGCCAUUUUAUGAGAGAGUUUGUCCUUUCCAAAU